Messenger RNA from Bacidia gigantensis, 2157 nucleotides. RefSeq lists its product as uncharacterized. Gene Ontology annotation, molecular function: ATP hydrolysis activity; ATP binding. The record is from RefSeq and is a predicted model, not a curated record. Bases 1 to 2157 code for a protein of 718 amino acids. The transcript is spliced from 7 exons. NCBI's taxonomy places the organism in Eukaryota, Fungi, Ascomycota, Lecanoromycetes, Lecanorales, Ramalinaceae.
AUGUCGUCCACAGACUCUGAUCAAGAAUACAUUGAAGGUACUCCACUUGACAGAGGUGAUGCUAUGUCAAUCUUGUUGUCUAACUCUUCAGGGCCGUUCGGUGACCCUUCGUAUUCUGAUAUAAAGUUUCCUGUCAAGAAGAAAGACAAGAAAAAGAAAUCAACACCCAACGGACCAGAGGCUGGAGAAGGAAAGAAGACCGAGGAUGAGAUCGACACCUCGAAGCUUGACUUCAAAUUUGUCGAUCAAACCUGGGAUCAUAAACGCCACAACUGGUCCUCGAAAGACGUUGAGCAAUCGGAAGUCGUCAACGCCAAGUCUAAAAAGUCGAGGAAGCCGGUGCUAGUCAUUCGACGACAAUUUGGGAUUGCUGAAGGACAAUAUGAGAGCAUCAAAACGUACGCAGACAUCAAAUCCGCUGCUCUCCUUGACGUACUUCGCGAAGUCUUGAAGGACGUGAAGAGCAUAUCACUCCGAGGAAAGCAUCCAAGUGUCCGCUUAGAGCUCUUAUAUUCAUUCUUGUCCGAUUUCAGGGCCCAACACAGAGAGCCUACUGAUCAGGAAUCGGAUGGCAUAAAGCAAUUAAAGCAACUUAUUGACUUUCUCGAAGAUUGGUUUCAGGCGACGACCGAGGAAGUGACUCAACUUUUGGAGCAUGGGGAGAUAACCUACGACUUGCUUUGGGCCCUAUUCAAGCCCAAUGAGCCAAUUUACACAAACGAUCACGAUUCUGAGCAACCUAGGAGCUUUCUCUUCGACUUCGGUGAGCCACAAGAUCGCAAAGGCCAGAAGUAUUUUGAGAUAGUUUGCCGGUCGCUUCACUACGACGGUAGUUUCUUCGGUGAAGUACAAAAUUUUCUGAAGAUCCCGGAAUUUCGAGGUGCUAGAAAGGUCACCCAAUUAGAAGUCUUCCCUCUGUCUCACCACGAACAAGCCGCUGAAAUUCAGAAGACGCUCGUGGAACGGGGCAGGAGGUCCAUCUCGUUGAUGGGAGUUGUCCAUUGCGAGUUCAGGGGUCUUGCGUUCUAUCGAAGCAAAGGAAAGGCUAUCAAAAUCAAUGUGAGGGGCCGAACAAUCAUUGACGCUGCAUCCUUCAAAGAAUUCAACGCAAACUAUGCCAACAUAGAUGCUGACCUGGACGACCCAGAAUUCUUUGCAAGAAGGUUUGAGGAGCGUCGAAGAUUGACGGCACAGGGAAGUGUUAAGAAGAAGGCGCUUCAACUCGAGGAAGUUACGGACGAGGAGGCAUCACUGUGUGCUCCGACAGUGCAAGGUUUCAGUCUUAGCAAACGCAUGUGGGCCGAAUUCACCAUAUCCGGUAUACACGAUAUUAAUUGGAAUGACCUUCCGUUCGAUGCGCUUGUACUACCUGCCAGGAAGAAAGAUCUCCUGCAAGCUCUUGUACAGCAAACGACAGCGGAGCCAACAGAUGGAUCCAAGCCUGAGCAAAAAGCGUUCGAUGACUUCGUCGAGGAGAAAGGCCAAGGCCUUGUUGUCUUACUUCAUGGUUCUCCAGGGGUUGGUAAGACGCUAACGGCGGAGGCUGUUUCCGAAUAUCAACGACGGCCUUUGUAUCGCGUCUCCGCAGGCGACCUCGAUCUAGACUCCCAUAAACUGGAGAUGAAGCUCGCAGAAAUCCUAGAUUUGGCUACCCGAUGGAAGGCCAUCGUCCUACUAGAUGAAGCGGAUGUUUUCGUCGAAAGUCGUACCCUUCACAAUCUGCACCAUAAUACCCUGGUGUCGGUUUUUCUACGCCAGCUAGAAUACUUCCAAGGGGUGAUGAUACUAACAACAAAUCGAGUACAAGUUUUUGACGAUGCUAUCAAGUCUCGAAUACAUCUUGGAGUCAAAUACGACGACCUUAAUCAGAAAGCAAGGGCCAAGGUCUGGGCAACAUUCAUAGCUCGAGCAGACAACACCACGAAGCAAGGCUUGAAAAGCACCGUCACCGACAAGCAAAUUCAAGAAUUAGCUCAGAGACCAAGCAAUGGUCGGCAGAUCAAGAACACCGUUCGCAUUGCUCAUGCUCUGGCUGCCAGUAAGAAUAAGCCGCUUGCAUAUGAGGACUUGACCAGCGCCCUCGACGCUAAUGAAGACUUCGACAACGAACAUCGUGGGAUAGGCUUGCCUCCAAAUGCUGCCAAUUCAUACUUGUAA